GCGGGACGGUCGCUGUAGCGCAUUCCAAUGUGAGCAGAGAUGUAAACGCUGUGCGGACUUUAUGUUUCCCGACCGCGUUCAGCCGCAAUUUCAAGGAAUAAAAUGUCCAACUUGAAGGAGGGCAGCAGUUGUCCUGACGGCUACAGGGAGCUCAGCACGGCGGAGCUGAGGGAGCUUUUACAAAGCGACGACAAAAUGGACCAAAUCAUUCGCCUCAAUGAGAAGUUUCAGGACCUCCAGUUUGACAGAGAGACGAUGCUGACCUCCAACCGGAGUUUGGCCGAGGAGAGCCUCGCUCAGCGACCUCGCCUUAAUAACGGCAAACUCCAACUGGCGGAGAAAUACCAGGAACUGUCCAACCUGGCAACCACAUGCUGGGAAAAACAGAGUCAGCUUGAGGCUCAUGUGCAGAAGCGCAGCCUGCAGACGGCGCAGAACCUCCUGCAGGAAGAGGUGGCACGUGCAGAGGAGCAGUCAGAGGAGCUCCUGGAGAAGUUCAUGGAGGGGAACGUAAGCCUGGACGAGUUCUUGGACUCCUUCCAAAGCUCCAGGAAGACGUAUCACAUCCGCAGGGCUCAGACAGAGAAAAUGCAAGAGCUCGCUCAGGCCAGGAAGCAGCAGGGGAAAACCAAGAGAACGGAGGAGAGCAAAGUCCCGGAAGUGAAGAAGGACUUGGAAAAGCCUCAGGAGCCUCAGCGGCCAAACGGCUUUUUAGCGCAGGGACCUCUUAGAGUGUUCCAAGUGCGCUACGGUCUCACGCCUGCCAUCCUCCUCCCUCAUUACCCCGUUUCUCCUCCUGCCUCUGCUCCAUGCCAUCAAAAUAGCACCCCCUCUGCUGAGCCCCAGCUGGGACAGACCCACAUCCUCAGCCCCAGCGCCCCACUUCCAGGACCCGGCCAGCCGGUUGGCCUCAGGGUCAUCGGACAGCUAACGGGAGGCUGGCCGGCUAACGGGCGGCCUGUGCGAGUGCAGCAGCUCUACAGGCCGAAUCCUCAACAGCCCGAACCGCCAUACCGAUAAACCGGAGGAGGAGAAAGAGGAGGAUGUAGCCGGUUCGAGGGGUCUUCCAAGACGUUGGAACCAAACAGUGGCUGUCACAAUCAUGUAAGCAAAGACUGAUCCAGAGACGGGCAGCGCUGCAGACGUCCGUUUCUGUUCUCCAUCCAUGACACACAAACGUAACACAUCGAGGGAAGGCGAGCAGAGCAGAGGGAGUGAGGCAGGGAGGACUAGGGAUGGGCUGUGAUAGCUGGUAAAACAAAUCUCCCAUUAAGCCUUUUUUAUUAAAGAGCAACAAAAACAGAAAAGGAGCAGCUUCAUGAGCAGCUGCAGAUUCAGCUGGAGUAACACUUGUAUUUGUCGGGGGUUAAGAUGAAAACUGCCCUCACAUUCAGACACUUUCAGAUUCUUAUUUAAAAUCUCUCAUUCUUUUAUUUUUCUGCAACGUCUGUAAACAAAAACGUUCCAAACUGGACUUGCCAAACUCUCUUUAAGCACACAGACUCGUCCUUAAUAGCUUCAGUGGACAUGAGUGCAUUUUUUUUUUUUUUUUUUUAAAGUUCGUUAAUCCUGUGACAUCCAAGUAGCUUAGCCUUUUGUUUUGGAGAAAAACUAACAGUAGUUUGUUUUCGGGGGGUUUUAAGUGUGUUGGAAUAUUUCUUUUUUUUCCCCCAACUGCCAAGAGAGAAUAAUUUUCACAAGCCGUGAUGAGUUUAGAGCUCAGGGAGCCAUGAUGUAGAUCUACCCGAGUCACUCCAUUGGCCUCAAACGUUUACGAGAAGCAGGUCUCUCUCUCAGUGAUAGCGACAGCUGCAGGGAUAAGUCCUAGACCUGGAGAUGAGUUUGCACCUCCGGUUCUGUCAUUUUGAAAUAAGGUCUGUGGUUAACAUGAGCUUUAGACUUUUUCCACAUUUUGUUGUACAACAGAAAAUAUGCAAGGAAAUACUCCAGUCGUGGAUUCUGAAGUUUUUACAUGUCCGAGAAAAGGAAGGGGCUACCUUUAAAGUACAAAAGUUGUCACCAAACACCCACAUAUGAUUAUUUUUAUACCAUCCAGAUUUGUUCAGGUUCAGUUCACGUGGGUUUUUUCAUAUUUAUUUUUUCUCUUUCCCCCAGUGAUCUGCACCACCUGUGAAUUUCACUCAUAAACAAAUCUGUUCAUGCGAGUGCUUCUUCCCCUUUGUUUGUUUUUUGUUGUACAUUUUUGUGAAAAGACACACCACCUCUGCAGCGUGACCGCGUACAGUCGGUGCUGUUUUUACAGCCCGCUAAAGAGGGCCACCUCAUUAAAUUACCGUGAGUGUUUGGUGUGAGUAGCUGGUGAAGUACAGUAGCCUGCGGCUUUUAAUUAAAUGCGUCACAUACGUUUAAUUAAUAUUUCAUACUUUAUGCUGCUCGGCUCAUGUUUAUUAAUUAGGCUGCCACUGUAAACAGCAGCUUUUAUUUACUGGAGAUUUGACACUUGAAAUGCUAUCGAACCCCAUCCCUAGUGAGAGGGUUUUGGGUUUUUUAUUUUUAGUUAUUUUAAUAUAUUUUAAAGCGAUGGAGAAAGAAGCACAGGGUUGUGAAGCACAUCUACGAGUCAGGGGAGACAGAGGAGGAGGAUCGUCGUUCAUUCACGCAGCCGAGGACGGACAGAGAUGUUCUGUCACCGACAUGAAGGAUGACAUCGAUAAAUUGGCGUUUGAUAUAACUCUCACUGGUUGUCAUCUCAUCAAAUAAAGCAGUGACAUUCAUACUUCACGAUCUCCGAUCGCGAGCGCCGAUAGGAGAGAUCGCCGCCGAGCAAAGUUUGAACAAAGGCGCACCGUGGAGCGGAGCAGGUGGUAUUUAUUAAUAAUUCCCAGAUUUUAACCUCGCAGUGUUAUUUGCAGUGUCAUGUGUGUUAGAAUCACAGACGAUUACCCAAAGCCUUCUGCCUCACAUCAGUGAGCGAUUUAUUUAUUCAUGUAAAUCCUAUUUUAAAUGGCUGACUUCAAAGCUUCUUGUUUACCGUGCUAAAUGAGGAGCUGCUUCUCCUUUCAAAGCAGCCCGGCGUUGUUGUUCCCCCCCCCCUCUCCCUCGAACUGAGCUGCAGAGUGAGGCGAACUUAAUCUCUAUGAGAAUGCGAGCCCUCAGUGAAAUGAGAGGAGGUUUGGGAGGUUUCCUUCUUCAUUUUCUCAUCAUGCCAUCCUGCAUCAUUUAAAGGGAAAAAAGCUUUGGAUUGUAGUUGUAAUGACUCUGCUCUUUAACAUACAUUUAGCUCAUGAAUAACUCAUAACUAUGUGCUUGCUAAAGCCUGACUAAGUACAUGAAAAUGCCUUUUUACAGGCCGGCGCCCAGUUGCAUAAAACGUGUUAUGGUAAAGAAAGAGUUGCUAUAAUUGAAGUUGUUUACCUGGAGGAAACACUGUUAAAUAAGAAAGAAGUGUGAAUGGAUACCAAGGCUCUGAGCUCUUUAACCUUCAAGUGACCGAGUCCUGUAUAUUUAUAUGUGUGGUAAAAAUGUUUGUGCUGCAAAGAUAAUAUAAAGAUGUGGAUUUUUUGUAACAUCAUGGGCUUUGAUUUUGUAAUAAUUUUCCACUUCUAAUCGCUACAUUGUGAUGUUUCUGCAGUGAACAGACGUAGAGUAUCAAGAUUUACUGUUACCGAGUCCUCGGGGCAGAAUACUUCAUUCCCAAUGUGACACAUUUUUUUAAAAAUGUGGAUAAAAAUGAUUGAAAACCAUAAUUAUUAUAUUAGAACAUCUGUCACAGAUCAGUUAAACGGCAUAGGUAUGAGAAACUCAGACAGAAACAGCUUGGUUGCUUGAGGGUUAAAGGUGGUGUUUUUGUUUUAUUUUUUAUUUAACACCUUUUACAUUUUUGUUUGUUCAUUUUGCACAUCAUUUCUAUCAUUCAGUUCAAAAAGUUGACUCCUGAGGUCUGAAGACAGGUUUAUGUCGCAGGAAGGAGCAGGAGUGUUGCGGUGUGUUUGGGUUAAACGCAAAGCAAAGUUUGCACAGCCGGGAUGCGAGUCAACGCACAUUUGUCCCACGUAACACUCCCAGAGAGGCUAAAAUGUGGCGAGUGUUACAGUGAGAAUGCGAGCGACUGUUCGACUAGUCGUUUAAACGUUGCCGUCCUCGCUAGGCGCUGAACAUAUGUAGGCAGUGGUACAUACAGCCAGAGCCUGUCCCAUUCGGACGCCCUUUGAAAUGUCACGAUCCCACCUGCUGCAGUGAUGACGGCGCUUCUUACUUUCUCUGUGAUGGAAAAUGUGCGAACAAGUGAGCUGGAAAGUGAGUCAGGAGAGAGCCGUGCUGGCCAGCACAGAUCCGCUGUGCUUUCACACAGCUGACGUAGAGCUGUUCGACCAGUCGACUGGAGAAGAACAUCUUAAACACGUUUGCAUGGACAGCGGUUAACUUCAUCUAUUAGCUGUGACGGUUUUCUUUAAGCUAGUUGACUAGUCGUGGAUUUUUUUCCCACGUUUAAACAACUAGUACAUCACCAACACGACCUCCUGUGACUCCUGAUGCCGCAGAUGAUCAAAAAAGGAGGAUAAGCUUGUUGUUUGUAAGCAGCCGGGAAUUUUCUUUUAUAUAGAGACAGAAAAAAGGGAGGGCAGUCAUGGUAGGACUUCCUGAUACCUUCAGGUAUUGGUUGUACUUUGCAUAAAAGUUGUCUUGCUAGUUGCGACGGGACCAAAAAAAUAAAAAAUAAAAUAAAAUAGCUAAAGUGACUGUUCAUGAGACAAAACCUCGCUUUGCACUUACUCUGAACACAUCGAUAGGAGACUCAAAAUGUCUGGGUAAAAAAAAUACCCCUGAUUACUUUAACUGCUAACACCUUUGUGUCUUGGGCGUCUUUUCUAAAUGUUUUGAAGGGCAGAUUGUACUUUACCUCUGAUCUAAAAGAACCAACCAGUUCUCGGCCUUCUAAUUAAUGCAGGCAGCUUUUGUUUGACUUUUCUGAACUAAAUGGGCUACAUUCAUUUUAUUUUUCUCCUGUUGUUUCCAUGUGUCUUUGUUUUUGUUUGUUUUUUAUGCUGUUUUUGUUUUUAUUU
Archocentrus centrarchus (flier cichlid) is the source of this 5024-nucleotide messenger RNA. It is a transcript of the gene vps37d, whose product is annotated as VPS37D subunit of ESCRT-I. The coding region runs from base 103 to 1020 and encodes 305 amino acids. The record is from RefSeq and is a predicted model, not a curated record. Gene Ontology annotation, biological process: ubiquitin-dependent protein catabolic process via the multivesicular body sorting pathway; protein targeting to vacuole; protein targeting to membrane. NCBI's taxonomy places the organism in Eukaryota, Metazoa, Chordata, Actinopteri, Cichliformes, Cichlidae. The transcript has 4 exons. Gene Ontology annotation, cellular component: ESCRT I complex.